Molecule: messenger RNA, 1771 nt
Organism: Ceratotherium simum simum (southern white rhinoceros)
Lineage: Eukaryota; Metazoa; Chordata; Mammalia; Perissodactyla; Rhinocerotidae
Gene: FGF5
Product: fibroblast growth factor 5
Molecular function (GO): growth factor activity
Source: RefSeq, a predicted model, not a curated record
CGGGGCCGCGAGGCUCCCUCCCCGCACCGGCCGGAGAGUACACAAAGCGGCGGGUGAGGGGAAGCUUCGCAGGCGUGCACAGAGCAGUGAGAUCACUUGCGUUAUAAAUAUCCCAGUGCCAGCGCCGAGAUCCAUUCGGGUGGCCUCUCUCUCUCUCCCCCUCUCCCUCUCUCUUCCCCGAGGCUAUGUCCACCCGGUGCGGCGAGGGGAGCAGCGCCAGAGGCACGCAGCCGCGCGGGGGCUACAGAGCCCAGCCCUGCAAGAUGCACUUAGGACCCCCGCGGCUGGAAGAAUGAGCUUGUCCUUCCUCCUCCUCUUCCUCAGCCACCUGAUCCUCAGCGCCUGGGCUCACGGGGAGAAACGCCUCGCCCCCAAAGGGCAACCCGGACCCGCUGUCACUGAUAGAAACCCAGGAGGCGCCAGGAGCAGCCGGAGCAGCAGUAGCACGACGUCUUUCUCCUCUUCCUCUGCCUCUUCCUCCCCCGCGGCUUCUCUGGGCAGCCAAGGAAGCGGCUUGCAGCAGAGCAGUUUCCAGUGGAGCCCCUCGGGUCGCCGGACCGGCAGCCUCUACUGCAGAGUGGGCAUUGGUUUCCAUCUGCAGAUCUACCCGGAUGGCAAAGUCAAUGGCUCCCACGAAGCCAAUAUGUUAAGUAUUUUGGAAAUAUUUGCUGUGUCUCAGGGGAUUGUAGGAAUACGAGGAGUUUUCAGCAACAAAUUUUUAGCGAUGUCAAAAAAAGGAAAACUCCAUGCAAGUGCCAAAUUUACAGAUGACUGCAAGUUCAGGGAGCGAUUUCAAGAAAACAGCUAUAAUACCUAUGCCUCAGCAAUACACAGAACCGAAAAAACGGGACGGGAAUGGUAUGUGGCCCUGAACAAAAGAGGGAAAGCUAAGCGAGGCUGCAGCCCCCGGGUUAAACCUCAGCACAUCUCUACCCACUUCCUGCCAAGAUUCAAGCAGUUGGAACAGCCAGAACUUUCUUUCACAGUAACUGUUCCUGAAAAGAAAAAGCCACCUAAUCCUAUCAAGCCAAAGGUUCCCUUUUCCACGCCUCGGAAGAGUCCCAACACAGUGAAAUACAGACUCAAGUUUCGCUUCGGAUAACGUUCAUCUUGGCCUUGUGAGAAACCAUUCCUUCUCCUCAGGAGUUUCUAUAGGUGUCUUCAGGAGCUCUGAAGAAAUGUUUUUGGACACAGCUUCAGCUAUCCUACACUGUAUUGAAGUCAGGUCAUUUGUUUCAGUUUAACUGAAACAAAAGUGUUUUCUGAUAGGAACUCAACUGGAAUUCUUUCUACCAAUAUACGGAGCACACUGCUUCAGUUCAGGAAGACAGAAAGCCUUUUGCUUUAUGCUUCGUACAUACUAGGGCUCUGUAUUUUCAGAAAGUUAAACAGCGUGGACUACGUAUUUUUCUGAUUUUUACAGAUCAACCUAAAAGAACAUACAUGAUACAUUUUUAUUUUUGGUUUCCAAAGAAUAUUUUGAUGCAGAUAAAAUAUUUUAUUAACUUUUGUUUUUGGCUUUUUUGUUUUUUUAAAAAAAGUACCUCUGCAUUGAGCAUAUUUUCUUACUUUUAUUAUUUUAAUUAAUAUGACUUAACCAUUUUAAGGCAGUUUAUGAAUUAUAAAUGUGUUUAUAGCCCAUUUGUAAUAUGUGGAUUUCUUUUUCAUUUUUCUUAUUCGUUGCACUUUUUUAUUAUUAUUUUUUUACCAUACCUCAGAUAAUGUAAGUUUAGUUCUACAUCAUAAAAUGUUUAAAUUUUCAUCAACAGCA